Messenger RNA from Ceratina calcarata, 1863 nucleotides. Its product is annotated as zinc finger protein 62 homolog. NCBI's taxonomy places the organism in Eukaryota, Metazoa, Arthropoda, Insecta, Hymenoptera, Apidae. The transcript has 2 exons. Bases 306 to 1850 code for a protein of 514 amino acids. The record is from RefSeq and is a predicted model, not a curated record.
CCGAGACGUCCUGUCGAUGUCGUGUAAUCAAAAAACAGCUGAUCAAAGCCGUUCGAAUAUGGAUAAUAUAAUGAGGAUCGCGGGAGUCACGGUUUCGGUGCGAGAAUCCUGAAAAACCGAAUUGGCUGGAUUCUUAUCGUGGUGCGUGUUCCUUUUGUCUGUCUUCUGAGUACAUAUGUACGUUUUUAAAGAAUUCCACGGAGAUACAAAUCGAUUCCUCGUAAGACGGAGGGUGUCCUAAGGAGAGGCCGCAUUUAAAUGUCCUCACAAAUUACAGAUACAAAUCGAAUUACUGCAAACAGAAGAUGUUAACAUUGGAAGACCCGGAAUGCAAAGAUUUUUCGAAAAAAACAAUGGAAGAUGAGGAAACUAAUGAGAAAGGAAACAGUGGAGAAGACUACGAGAGUACCAAGUUCCCGACAGUAAAUGGGGAAAUACUCAGAACAGUGCUUCUUUCUGCAGGAGAUGACGAUGAUGUUGUACCUCAGGGGGAUGAUAUAUCCAGUGAACUUUUAUCUAUAGACAAUGAUUCUGAGAUUACUAGCGAAUCGACAGUUAGCGAUUGGGAUGACCUAAGAAAUGACUCAACCUUUGAUUCGUACGAUACUUCUGUGCCUAAUAACAAAGAGUAUUUAUUAAUAACGCAACUGGAAUCGGACAACCAGUUAUUGUCAAAGAAACUGAAUGAUGAACGCCCUCUAACUGAAAAUAAAUCUAAAUCGAAACAUUGUUCUAAAAGACGUAAUAAAGUAUCACUGCUAAGGAAACUAAUACCGAAGCAUGAACCGAUAGUUGAAAUAAAGGAAGAAGAAUCAAUUAUCUCCACUGAUGUGGAAGAACGAGUGCCAACCAUGGAAGAAUAUGAAGAGCCUUCUAUGGAACAACAGAAUCUUGAAGAUUCUAAAGAUAACGUUGCCUGGUUGCAAAACCUCACCCCUUUGCCUUUAUAUUAUACAGAAAAGGGCAAACCUUAUUUGAAAUGCCCAGCGUGCGGCGCGAUGUUUUUUACUUCGAACUCAUUCCAAAAGCAUUUGUAUUCGCACGUGUACAAAGAAGACGACACUUUCGUAUGUAAUUUUUGUAAUUACACGAACACGGAACCCGGGAUGUUGUUUAGCCAUUUGUCGAAGCACCAGGACCAAUGCGAGUUUUGUAACGAAAAUUUAAUGCGUAAGAAUAAUUUCGAGAGACACUGGAACAUAAGAGCGUCGAAUUUCACUAUGAAAAGAGAUCGUCGCGGAAGAUUCGUGUGUACCCUUUGCAAGCUGGUGUUCGAUCUGCUACCGCAGUUAGAGAAGCAUUGGCUCAAGCACGCAUGUAGAAGGGAAAGAAAUUACCAAUGCAAGGAAUGUAGUGGACUGUACGACAGCAGGGAAACGUUGAACAAUCACAAAUGCAUGAAGUGCCCCGUUUGUGGUAAAAUUUAUGACAGUUUGCAACGACUGAAAGCGCACACGAUGUGGACGAAGCACAAUCUCAAGUGCCCGAUUUGUUCAUACGAGUUUAUCCUCACCAUGGACCAUGAAAAGCAUUUAGCGCUGCAUAGGCAAACAUUUAGUUCAAUGACCGAUUACGAACAUUGCUUACAAGCAGCGGACGGCAAGACAUUUCAGUGCAAUCUUUGUGACAAAAUAUUUUAUGCCGUACCUACGUUAGUUUUGCAUCUUCAAGAAGAUCACGGGAUCGAGAACGUGAAGAAGGAAGUGCUGAAGGACGGAGAGCAAAAGGAGGAAUCUAUCAGUGAUAUAAUACUCCGUGAAUACAUAAAAAAUAGUUCCGCGAACUUCAGCACUCGAAGCAACAAUCUAACUUUAACAAAUAAUAAGGUCGGGCUGCAAAACGCGCUAUGAGAAUAAAGCGUGA